AUGCCCUCUCAAAUCCCAAAAACAUACCACAUCCUCUUCACCCUCCUCGACCCCCUCAUAGCCCUCUGGGGAACCUCCAUCUUCCUCCUCUCCCCAUCAACAGCAACAUCCUCCUACCUCCCCUCCCUCGAACCCCCUACAUACGACCCCUCAAAAUCCCAUCCAGCAUCCUACACCUCCUCCACAUCACCCUUCCACCCAACCCCCAAUACACCCGCCGCAACAGCCCUCCAAUCCUACUCCCUGCCCCUCCACGCCCAAAUAGCAGGCCACCUCCUCUCAAACGCCCUCCUCUCCGCCCUCCUCCUCCGCGCAACCCACGACCUCAAAAUCUGGCGCAUCUACCAGCUCGCCCUCCUCAUCGUCGACGCCUCCCUCCUCUACGGCACCUUUGCCUCCUACGCCCUCCAAGGCAGGCUGGCGAACCCCUUGUCGACAUGGCGCCUAGAGGAUUGGGGAGCCUUGAGCAUCACGCUUCUGGCCGGGCUUACUAGGGCUGCGUUCCUUUUCGGGGUGGGGUUCCCGGCCAAGGAGAGGACGGUCAAGAACAAGGCCGGCUGA
Colletotrichum orchidophilum is the source of this 561-nucleotide messenger RNA. RefSeq lists its product as uncharacterized. The coding region runs from base 1 to 561 and encodes 186 amino acids. Lineage: Eukaryota; Fungi; Ascomycota; Sordariomycetes; Glomerellales; Glomerellaceae. The transcript has a single exon. The record is from RefSeq and is a predicted model, not a curated record.